UUUACCAAAGGCGCAUGCGUAAAAGACACAGGCAGUAAAGAAUUGCGUUUCCUUUUCAGGGGCCUAUAUGUGUGUGUGUGUAAAAGGCAGCUAUAGCCCCAGGGUGUGCUGCGCUUCCGUAACGCUUAAAAACGACUCGCUGUAGGCGGGAUAACUGGUCAAGAGUACGGCAAUACGCCGCAACAGUUGCGUUUUUCCGUGAAAAGUGUUCGUUUCCGCACGCGCUCUGUUUUUAUAAUAAUAGCGCGCUGCCUUAACGGUUUAGGUGUUGUAUGUACAUGCACGAGCCGAUCAUCUUUUGUCUGCAUUAAUGUUAGAGGAAAGCUCCGGAAGAUCUGUUAUUGAAUGCAGAUGAUAAACACAGGCAGUAGAUGAGCACAUCUUCAUCUGCCUUUGCGUUCUGGAGGAUUUGAACCUUUCGCUGUAUCGAUCCCAUACAUGGACUAAGUGGACAAUCCAAAAUAAUCGACUUUACGUUUAAAUCUACCGUAGACAGGUAUUUGGCCGCUUCUGGCUGCAGCUGUACGCCACGGGGCUCAGCUCUGAUGUUACGGGUUGAAACGGGUCGACUGUGAGAAGUUUUCCCACAGCUAUGUCUACCUUAGAGUCGACCUGGCCUCCGGGCACAGAAUGUGUGGCCAGGUACAACUUCCCCGGAUCGACAGACCGGGACUUGCCAAUGUCCAAAGGAGAUGUAAUUACCAUUAUUGGAGUCACAAAGGAUCCCAAUUGGUACAAAGCAAAAAACUCAGCUGGACGAGAGGGAACCAUACCAGCAAACUAUGUUCAGAAAAGGGAAGGUGUGAAAUCGGGCGGUAAACUGAGUCUUAUGCCAUGGUUUCAUGGAAAGAUCACACGUGAGCAGGCCGAGAGGCUCCUCUAUCCCCCAGAGACGGGCCUCUUUCUGGUUCGUGAGAGCACCAACUACCCCGGCGACUACACCCUGUGUGUCAGCUGCGAUGGCAAGGUGGAGCAUUAUCGCAUCAUCUACCACAACGGCAAGCUGUCCAUUGAUGAGGAGGAGUAUUUUGAAAACCUCAUGCAGCUCAUGGAGCACUACACUAAUGACGCAGAUGGAUUAUGUACCAGACUCAUCAAACCUAAACUCAUGGAAGGGACCGUGGCAGCCCAAGAUGAAUUUUCAAGAAGUGGCUGGGCUCUGCAUAGGAAGGAACUGAAUCUUCAACAGAAGAUUGGAAAGGGAGAGUUUGGGGAUGUGAUGGUCGGAGACUACAGAGGCCAAAAAGUAGCGGUGAAGUGUAUCAAACAUGAUGCCACAGCGCAGGCCUUCGUCGCAGAGGCUUCUGUCAUGACGCAAUUACGGCAUGAUAAUUUAGUGCAGAUGCUGGGCGUGAUUGUGGAGAAGGGAAGUCUCUUUAUUGUCACGGAGUAUAUGGCCAAGGGCAGUCUAGUGGACUAUUUACGCUCAAGGGGACGCAGUGUUAUCGGUGGAGAUCGUCUCAUUAAUUUCUCUAUGGACGUGUGCAAGGCGAUGGAAUAUCUGGAGGCUAAUAACUUUGUGCACCGGGAUCUCGCAGCACGUAAUGUUUUGGUGUCAGAAGAUAACAAAGCUAAAGUCAGCGACUUCGGCCUGACCAAGGAAGCUUCGUCUACUCAAGACACGGCCAAACUCCCGGUGAAGUGGACUUCACCCGAGGCCUUAAGGGAAAAGAAGUUUUCCACUAAGUCAGACGUAUGGAGCUAUGGCAUCUUACUGUGGGAGAUCUACUCCUUUGGUCGCGUACCAUAUCCAAGAAUUCCUCUGAAGGACGUGGUCCCGCGCGUAGAGCAGGGUUAUAAGAUGGACGCUCCGGACGGCUGCCCGCCGGUGGUGUACGACAUCAUGAAGCAGUGCUGGACUCUGGACACUGUGGUACGACCCAGCUUCAAAGAACUGAGAGAGCAACUGCAACAUAUCAUAACAAAUGAGCUCUAUCAAUGAAAGCAAACGAACUGAGGGAGGCAAAACCUAAACAUCCCAUCUGCCUCCACAGGACCACAUUCUCAUACAAUCUGACCAAAAUAUAUUCUUUAACCAGUGGACUGGAAAAACAUGAGCGGAAAUUUUCUUUUGCAAGCACAUUCGUUUUUUUUUUUUAUUGUUUUCAUGCCUUUAUUUUUUUCUAUUGUUCUUGGGGAGGCUGGCCUUCUCUAUAACAACCUGAAACCUUGAUUGAUAAGAUGCAGCCUCCUCCAAUCGCCUUCAUAUGCUCUUCCAUUGUGGACACAUGAUUGGUGUAGCUACCUGCUGUCAUUCCCAAUAGUCUAAGCAGUUAAUAAAAAAGAUAGUAAGUAUAAAAUUAUUAUAACACAAAAAAUGGGUAAUAUUUUCUUUAAAAAGGCUCAAAAUUUGGCUCGUGUGCAUGUGAUCAUCCCAAACGUAAGAUUGAAGUAGCCAAUAGCAGCACAGGUUGGAUACAGAUCUGACUGCAAUCUAAUGUAUUCCUCGAAGUCAGUUUGAGCCGUUUUAGAUUUUGAGCUUAAUGUGAAGUUGAUGCUCAAAGAUUUAGCCAAACCCAUCUGUAUACAUGUCUAUGUAAACAUUAUCAUUAGUAACUUGAAAAAAAAAACUGUACAAACAGUUAAAAGGUAGCUAAAUGGAAGAGUUUUCUAUGUCAUUGUGCCUUCACACCACAAAAGACUUUUAAAUCUUUUUAGCAGUGCAUUGUUUAAACUCUCGGAUUUAAUGAUAUCUUGCUUAUCUUCCCAAAAAAGGGAUUUUGCGACGCAAGAACUCAUUUCUUUUAUGUAAAACCUGGUUUUUGACCAGUUGUGGUUGCCACAAGUAAUAACCAACGGGACAUUUUGUCGGUUUCCUGGGUUCGUUUCUAGUCCCGCCCUCAUUGGUUUACAAUUCCACUGCAUAAUUCUACACGUAACUAUAUUAAACAUUAAAUAUGUUUCAACUGGCUGUGAAUCUUUAGCGUCGCACGUAAUUUUUACUGUUAAGUGUUGAAAGGCAAAUUAUCUGCGUGUGACCCUCAGAGCUGAAGAGAUGAAUAUAAGUGUUUUAGGCCACACGUUGCCUUUAAAUAGAGAAGAGAGGGUUGCUUAAAAGGAAACUGAGAAUUUUUUAUUAUUCAAAAUUUAAAAAAGUUGUACGAUGAUAUGAAUAUAGAACUGAGAAAUAUUUGUUAUGUGAGCUGGUUGGACUGUGCAUGCUGUGUUACAAGCCUUUAUUUUACUCGCAGUGCUUUUGAUAUUUUCUUUGCUGCCGUAUUUCAGAUAAAAUCAUUCCACUGAAACCGUUUGAUAAAAACAAAAGGUAAAUGACAAAAAACAUAAUAAAAUGGCUGGAAAAAUA
Misgurnus anguillicaudatus (oriental weatherfish) is the source of this 3304-nucleotide messenger RNA. NCBI's taxonomy places the organism in Eukaryota, Metazoa, Chordata, Actinopteri, Cypriniformes, Cobitidae. The record is from RefSeq and is a predicted model, not a curated record.